UAACAGUCAAGUGAUUUCUAUAAGAGGGAUGGGCGGGCUUGGUAAAACCACACUCGCAAGACAAGUUUUCAAUCAUGAGACUAUAAAAAGUCAUUUUCCAGGACUGGCAUGGGUAUGUGUUUCACAACGGUUUACAAGAAAGUAUGUGUGGCAGGCGAUCUUACGACAACUCAGGCCAGAAUACAAGGUGUUAGAGAUGACAGAAGAAGAACUUCAAGAAAAGCUCGUCCGAGUGUUGGAAACACAAAAUGCUUUAAUCGUAAUUGAUGAUAUAUGGAGAGAAGGAGACGGGGACCGAAUCAAGCAUGUGUUUCUUCCUAAAAAAGGAUGGAAGGUGAUACUUACUUCUCGCAAUGCAGGAGUAGCAUUACAUGCAGAUCCAAAGUGCGUCACCUUCAAACCAGAUUAUCUAACAUGUGAAGACAGUUGGAAUCUUUUUAAAAGAAUAGCAUUUCCUAUGGAAGACACAACUGAAUAUAAGAUUGAUGAAGACAUGGAAGUGAUGGGAAAGAAGAUGAUGGAGCAUUGUGGAGGUCUACCACUGGCUUUAAAAGUGCUAGGUGGGUUGUUAGCUGGGCAAUACACAUUGUAUGAGUGGAAACGGGUUUAUGAAAAUAUUGGAUCUCACAUCGUUGGAGGGACUACGUUCAGUGACAGAAAUAUCAGUUCAGUUUUCCAUGUUUUGUAUCUGAGCUUCGACGAGCUGCCUAUUUAUUUGAAGCAUUGCUUCCUAUACCUAGCUCACUUUCCCGAAGAUUAUGCAAUAAAUGUGGAGAAAUUGUCCUAUUACUGGGCUGUAGAAGGAAUAUCAAGGCCGAGGUAUUACGAUGGAGUGAACAUCCGUGAUGUCGCAGAUGGAUAUAUCGAAGAACUGGUGAAGAGAAACAUGGUUAUUUCUGAAAGAGACGUUAUGACUUCAAGAUUCGAAACAUGUCAGUUGCAUGACACGAUGAGAGAAGUUUGUUUAUAUAAAGCUGAAGAGGAGAAUUUUCUACAAGUUGUUCAAGGAACAUCACCUGCAAACUCUUAUUCUCCUUGUAAAUCUCGCAGACUCGCUGUACAUUGGCCUGAUAAAACAUUUAAUGUGGAGAAGGAGGUGACGAAUGCAAGCCUUAGAACUCUCUUGUUUAUCAUGAGUGAAGAGUGGAAGGCGACGAGUUUAUUCUUAAAAAAUCUGAAGUUGAUGAGAGUUUUAGAUCUAUCUUCUGUCAAGUUUGAAAGAGGGAAGUUACCCUCUAGCAUUGGAAAGCUCAUUCACUUGAGAUAUCUAAGUUUAUAUGAGGCACAUGUAACUCAUCUACCUUCUUCAAUGCGGAAUCUGAAGCAGCUGCUCUAUUUAAAUCUCUAUGUGCAUACAACAGGAACGUACUUGCCCAAUUUCUUGAAAGAGAUGCGAGAGUUGACAUACUUGUAUCUGCCGCGGGAGAUACAUAAGAAAGUAAAGAUAGAGUUGGGUAAUCUGGUCAACUUGGAGACAUUAAAGAAUUUCUCAACAGAGCAUGGGAAUGGGAUGGAUCUCCAAGGCAUGACACGGCUCAGGGCCCUCUCUAUCUAUAUCAGAGGUAAAGGGUGUACCAUAGAAACUCUAUCUUCGUCUCUAAAUAAAAUUCCACACUUGGAGAAUCUAAUUAUAGAUAACAAGUUUUGUGCUCCCACAAACGAUGACAAUGAAGAAGGACUUGUUUUGGAUUGCGUUCAUCUCAGACAGCUGAAGUUGGAGAUAUAUAUGCCAAGAUUACCUGAUGCGCAACACUUUCCUUCUCACCUUACAACCAUAUCUCUAAUUGCUUGUCGUUUGAAGGAGGAUCCAAUGCAGAUUCUAGAGAAGCUGGUGCACUUCAAAGAGGUGUAUUUAGGGGCACAAUCUUUCUGUGGAAGGAUAAUGGUUUGCUCGAGGGGUGGGUUUCCUCAAUUGCAUAAGCUUAAAUUAUGGAGAUUAGAUGAGUUGGAAGAGUGGAUAGUUGAAGAAGGCUCCAUGCCCCUUCUCCAUAUUCUCUCUAUUAGGGCUUGUGGAAACUUAAAGGAAUUUCCUGAUGGGCUUCGAUUCAUUACUUCCUUGGAGGAUCUGAGUGUUGAAUAUAUGGGAGAGGAAUGGAAGAAGAGAUUGUACUUUCCUUCUCAUCUUACAACCAUAUGUCUAGUUCAUUGUCGUUUGGAGGAGGAUCCAAUGCCAAUUCUAGAAAAGUUGCUUCAGUUGAAAGAGGAGCUAGAAUUAUUAGGACUAGACGAGUUGGAAGAGUGGAUAGUAGAAGAAGGCUCCAUGCCCUUUCUCCAUUGUCUGAUUAUUCGUAAAUGUCAUAAGUUAAAGGAGCUUCCUGAUGGUCUGCGAUUCAUCACUUCUUUAAAAGAUCUGACUUGUUAUGAUAAGGGAGAGCAAUGGAGGAAGAGAUUGUCGGAAGGAGGAGAAGAUUACUACAAAGUCCAACACAUUCCUUCUGUUACAUUCUAAGUAAAAUAUUAUUUUAAGCAAUGCUGAAUCAGCUGAAGGAGACUUUCAAAUCUAUCAUUUAAUAAUAACGUCUCGGCA
This is a messenger RNA of Raphanus sativus (radish), 2527 nucleotides long. RefSeq names its product probable disease resistance protein At1g59620. Gene Ontology annotation, molecular function: ADP binding. Lineage: Eukaryota; Viridiplantae; Streptophyta; Magnoliopsida; Brassicales; Brassicaceae. The record is from RefSeq and is a predicted model, not a curated record. Gene Ontology annotation, biological process: defense response to other organism.